CAUCCUUAUGCAUCAUCAAUAUCCAUCACUGUAAGACCUUACAGCCAUGGCUUCCUCCAAAUUCUCCAUUAUCCUCUCUCUCUCCGUAGCCCUCUUCCUGCUGCUUCUCACCCAAGCAAACUCAAUCAACGAAGUCUCCUUCAACAUCCAGUCCUUCGACUCAUCCAACCUUAUCCUCGAAGGUGACGCCACCGUCUCAUCCGCCGGCCGCUUACGAUUAACCAAAGUUAAAGGCAACAAACCCCAGCCGUCAUCUCUUGGCCGCGCCUUCUACUCCACCCCCAUUCAAAUCUGGAACAGCACCAGCGGCAGCGUCGCCAGCUUCGCCACUUCCUUCACUUUCAACAUCUUCGCUCCCAACAAAUCAAGCGCCGCCGAUGGGCUUGCAUUUGCCCUCGUACCCGUCGGCUCUGAGCCCAAAACCAACGACGGUUAUCUGGGUCUUUUCGACAACGCCACCUACGACAGCUCCUACCAGACUGUGGCUGUGGAGUUCGACACCUACUCGAACCCUAGUUGGGACCCGGAACCCCGUCACAUUGGCAUUGACGUGAACUCCAUCGAGUCUAUCAGAUGGGCGUCGUGGGGUUUGGCGAACGGGCAAAACGCGGAGAUUCUGAUCACGUACGACGCCUCGACGCAGCUCUUGGUGGCCUCUCUGGUUCACCCUUCUCGGAGAACGAGCUACAUCGUGUCUGAGAGAGUGGACCUGAAGAGCGUUCUUCCGGAGUGGGUGAGCAUUGGGUUCUCUGGCACCACAGGGUUGCUUGCCGGCUCAACCCAAAUCAACGACGUGCUCUCUUGGUCUUUUGCUUCCAAGCUUUCAGAUGGCAUCAGCACUGGAGGUAUAGAUCUCGCCAAAUUCGUCCUCAACAAGUUCAUCUAGACUUCAUCGUGUGCUUCACUGUGACAGUAAAACAUUGCAUGCAUGACACUCUUCCUGGUCGUCGUUCUUUGUUCCUAAUAACUGUUUUUCUGUCACAGAAGUUAAUAAUAUCAUACCUUUUACUCUA
Messenger RNA from Vigna radiata var. radiata (mung bean), 1013 nucleotides. RefSeq names its product lectin DB58-like. NCBI's taxonomy places the organism in Eukaryota, Viridiplantae, Streptophyta, Magnoliopsida, Fabales, Fabaceae. Gene Ontology annotation, molecular function: carbohydrate binding. Bases 47 to 886 code for a protein of 279 amino acids. The record is from RefSeq and is a predicted model, not a curated record. The transcript has a single exon.